Messenger RNA from Clupea harengus (Atlantic herring), 2910 nucleotides. It is a transcript of the gene trim107, whose product is annotated as tripartite motif containing 107. The record is from RefSeq and is a predicted model, not a curated record. Lineage: Eukaryota; Metazoa; Chordata; Actinopteri; Clupeiformes; Clupeidae. The transcript has 2 exons. The coding region runs from base 887 to 2449 and encodes 520 amino acids.
UGUGUGUGUGUGUGUUUUGAUUCAUUUCCAUCCCACCGACCAGAUCCUCUCAAAACACUGAAAGCUGCCCAUGUAAAAAUGUUAAAUUACCAAAUAACAAUCAGCUUAGUCACUACCUUCACUCUCACGCUCAUCUCAAAAGGUAGCAAUGUUGGGUGGUGAUGACCCUGGAAACAGCUUCACGCAAUGUUAAAGGGGGCUGGACGUUCUUUAAGAUAGCUAACAUUUCUCAGCCAGGGCAGUACAUCAACUCCAAACAUGAUCAAUAUUCUUAUGGUUAAAUGUCCCCAUUGUCAUUAUGUGUGUGGAUACUCAAUCAGGACAGGUUUGCUUGACAGGGUUUGGACUGGAACUGUCCCAGAAAAAGUGUGUGUGUGUGUGUGUGUUGAAACACAUUCCAAUGUGGAAAUGGAGAUCUCUGUUACUGCUCAGUGUCACUGAGUCACUGACUGUUUAUUUACCUUUUUUAAAUUAUUAUCUUAUUUUGAAAAUAAUAAAUGGUGAUUGUAAAGGCAGAUGUGGAGUGUGUAAUUUGCAUACGUGUGUAGCUGUGCGAUUGGACAAGUAUGUAAAUACAAAACAAAUAUGCCAAAACCUCACUUACAUGUUUUCUAUGUAUUCGCUUGUUAGAACUUAAACCCAUGUAGGAAUCUCAUGCCAGAACAAAUCUAAUUUUACGCAAAGCAAUAUGUUCAGCGGUUACAACCUGUCCUUUUGCAGCUGUGUCGUAAUGAAGCAACUCCCUUUAAAAAGCGGGAAUGAAGUUCUCAUUGAUUUUAUGAGGAGGAGAGACCAACCUGAGGGACGAGAGGAAGUGAACGUUCAACCUGCGGACGAGAAACCUUCGAACAUUAGAACCUCUUCGUAGUCGGUGCCAAAAUACACCAUGUCCCGCUACGAGGUUAAGAGCUCUUUAGAAUUAGCAUUAAGUUGUCCAGUUUGCCAGUGUGUUCUCUCUGAACCAGUUACCCUACUCUGUGGACACACAUUUUGUGAGGCCUGUCUUGAGGGGGCCAUGACUUCCACAAACCGUGAGGGUGGCUGGCACUGUUGCCCUGAGUGCAACGAGAGGUUCCAGGGCCUUGGAACCGAACCAAAGAACCUCACCCUUUGCAGAAUCGUAGAAAGCUACAAAGAGGGACAAAAGGGCACAGCUAAUUCUUUACAGAGAACCCAGCAGCAAAAGGGUGGUAAGGGAACGGACAUUCAGACUGGUGAGUGUUGCACAAGAUACCCUGACUUUGCUUCCACCAAGACCAAUGAGGACCAAAGAAAUGUACCAGAAGUCUUAUCCCCCGCUCAAUUGGAGGACAUCAAUUUGGGAGCAGAACUGGACACCGGGUCAGCUUGUUGCUCAGGUGACCCUGCUUUGAAAAGAGAAACUGAUGAAGGCAGAAUCAGGCUGUCUGGUUUGGCAAAAGAUCUGCAGGUCAAACUUGCCACUGCAGAGGCCCUGUUACGGAGGGAGACUGAGAAACAGGCAGAUGUCAGAGCUGUUUACUCUGACCUCCGGGAAAAAGUCACUGGAUUGCUUCAAAAGAUGAGAGACAUGAUCCUGAAGUACAGCAUGACUGGAACAGAGCUGAUUGAGGUCCGACUUCAGCCCAGACAGGAAGCCAUUGACAGGCAUGUCAAACAUGUCUCUGACCUCUACUCUCAGUUAAAGCAGGCACAACUUCAAGGUGGUGCUCUUCUAGAGGAGCAAGAUGGAGCCAUGUUCAGUCGAGGUCUCUUGACAAUUGAGCCUCUGAUCAUAAGGCUUAUGGGAGUUCCUUUGGAAGGAAUAGCGAACACUGCAGAGGACACCCACCCAAACAUGGCAGGAGCUUGUGAAGAGCUGGAGCGGGAGAAUGCUCAGCUCCGGGUAGAACUCAGUUCAGUGCAGAGAGCAUUGCGAAACCUCCUUAACCCGUCAGAGGUGACAUUUGACCCAGACACAGUCCACCCUAGCCUCGUUCUCUCUGAAGACCUGAAGACUGUGACGUUCAGCACCACCAAACGGGCAUAUCCCUCACAGGCUAAAAGGUUUAGCAGUUUCCUACAGGUCCUGAGUUCCCAGUCGUUUGGGGUGGCUGGCGGGGAGCAUUGUUGGGAGCUGGAGAUGGAGAACUGCCCCUGGGUGGUGGGGGUGUGUUAUGAAGGGUUGCCCCGUAGUGGGCUGGCCAGUGCCCUGGAGAGCAGCCCUGGCUGCUGGUGCCUAAUGUAUUGCGAUAACCUGCUGAGGGUAUAUGAGCAGACACGGGCCACACAGCUGAAACGCACCCCCUCUCUGCGCAGAGUUCAGAUUCGCGUCAGCUUUAAGAAUCAAUCUGUGUCAUUUUAUACUGUCAGUAAUAUUGAUGCUACGAAGACGCACCUGCAUACUUCUGAAGUUGCCUUCAUUGAACCUGUGCACUUGGCUAUCAGAAUGAUGUCUGGUCAACCAAAGGCACGCAUUACUGUGUGUUAACUUUGUUAACCCACAUGCUGUCAUUUAUUAUUACUAUUUUAUAGUAAUGUAAAAAAGAUUGGUAUGAAUACAUUAUUGAAACACCUAGUGGUCCGGGUUUAUAUUGUCUUUUAUUUCAUAUUAGACGACCUAUUUAAACAUUUAAUCAAAAUGUUAUGUAAAUGUCUGUAAUGUAAACUGAGUUUGAAGGCUUUGUAUGCAGGCUUUACAAUUAUAUGAUGAAACAUUCAAAUACCACUGACCAGUUCUUUGUACCAUGUGUGGUGGGAGGUUGUGGAGAGGAAGAUGGAGCUUAUAGAUGUCCUUAGAAGCCAUGAUAUAAUGGUAUGUAAUGAUAUAAUAGUAUUGCUAUUUAUGGUACAUUUAGUGAAGAGUUAGUGAAGUGGUGAAAUACAGUUUGUGUAAUGUGUUGUCUGCAUCAGCAAUGAAAAUAAAGGGCCCAUGCGGUCUUGGUCUUUUGA